This is a messenger RNA of Raphanus sativus (radish), 4528 nucleotides long. RefSeq lists its product as uncharacterized. The transcript has 3 exons. The record is from RefSeq and is a predicted model, not a curated record. NCBI's taxonomy places the organism in Eukaryota, Viridiplantae, Streptophyta, Magnoliopsida, Brassicales, Brassicaceae. Bases 2705 to 4387 code for a protein of 560 amino acids.
UGUGUCAUAGUCUGGACUGGUUUGCUCGUAGUCGUAGACUUCGUGGACUCUGUUGAUCGAUGUGGUGACUCAAACAUCGACCGAUAGUCAUUUUCCCAUGUCGAUCGAUGACUAUCGUCUGGCGUCGGUUAACACCAGUGAGAACUACUGAUUUAUAUGGAGCUCUCUACUUCAAAGUCUCCCUCUUGAAGUUUCUCAUGUUCAUGCACUUGCCAGAAAUCAUCCACUGUGAUGGCAUUGAUGUGGUGUCUGAUGAGAUCUUCCUCUCUCCCUUUGAUCAAGGCUUCUUGCCUCCUAAUAGCUUCUGCUGUCUGAAUCACUUGUGUCUCCAACUUCUUCAUGAGUGGUCAAGGUGUCAAACUUUGCAUUCAGGCUAUUGUAUUCAGCAUCUAUCUUUCCAUUGAAAUCCACAGUAAACUUCUGCUGACCCUCUAGAACUAAAUCAAGCAUGGCUUCAAUUUUUCUCUCUUGAGUAGAUGGUAGUAGAUUUUGGUAGAAAGAAUUGUUGAGAUUCUUAUUGUUGUUGUAGUUGCUGUUGCUGAAUGGCUUCUGAUAUUGUGAAUUCUGGUUGUAGUUGCUCUUCUGACUGUUGCCAUAGAAGUUUCUGUUUCCACUCUGAUUUCCAAAUCUCUGGAAUCCUCCUCUGUAAUUCACUUCUUCCUCUUCAUAUCUCUCCUCAUCAGUCUCUAUAGAUUCUACUUCUUCAGCAAAGCUAACAUGCUUUCUUAGAAGCUUUAUUAACAUUAUCUAAUUUGGCUCUCAUAUCGUCCAACUGCUCUUUUCCAAUGGCAUUGGCCGAUUUUCUCCUCUCAUAAUCAGUGUUCUUGGUGUUUUUGCUAGUUGCCAAGUUCUCAAUAAGUCUCACAGCCUCUUCUGGAUUUCUGGUGUUGAAGUUUUCUUCACUAGCUGUUUCUAGUGCUGUCUGAUAGGUCAGAUCUAAACCUCUAAAGAAAAUGAUGACGAGUUGCACUUCAUUGAACCCGUGGUGUGGACAAUCUCUCUGAUAGGACUUGAAACGAACCCAACAAUGUCUGAAAGGCUAUGUAAGCUUCUGCAUGAAUGUAGCAAUCUUGCUCUUUAGAUCUUUUGCGCAUGUUUCAUCAAAGAAAUUAAUCAAGAAGGAAUUCUUGAUAUCAUCCGAGGACGUAAUAGAUCCUGGUUGUGGGAACCGAAAUUCGCACUGUCGAUUUUAGUCAAGUUUAAACGUAGGAAAACUAAGUUGACCUAGGUUUUUCCGAGGAUCCCGGCUAUCUGCUGGGCCACGCACGACGAAGUUAAUACGAGUUUAGUUUGGGAAUAAAUGCGUAAAAUAAAGAGAGCAAAAGAAAGAAUCUUAUUUCCGAAUUUGCGGAGAGCGUUUGAACAAGAGGUCGAGAUCUCGGCCGCAAGAGCUGUCGAUCGUCACUAGUCUCAAAACCUAGAUCUAACCUAGUUGAGUCGCAGCUCGCUAAAAAGGAAAUAAAAGCCUAAGUUCUAAGUUGCUCUAGAUUGGUUUCUUUCUUCUGAUUUCGGAUCCCCUUCCUCUGCUCCUAGCCUUGCUUAUAUACUCCCAUAUGACGGUCUAUUCUUGAUGGGCUGAGUCUGCCGCGAGCUGGGCUUUUUCCAUUUUCGUCGGCCUUCGUGUUUAUCGGGAAAGUUGACAUUUAUCCUUUCGGAAAUUUGACAUUUAUCAUUUCGGAAGUUUAACAUUUAUCUUGUUAUGUGAAGAUAAUUGUAAACCGUCGUAUCUAUCUUUUAGAAAAUCGUAAAUGGGCCGUCCGAUCGGGUUUGGUCCCUUUCGGGCCGUCUUCCGGACUUCCGUUGUUUUCUAUGAUUUCUUUGAAAGAAUGCUCCUACUUGGAUGUCGAGUCUUUCGGAAGAUCUUCGAUCCAUUGCUGAGGCGAAUGGUGUUUUAAGAUAACCAUCACCAUUUUAUACGAAGUCUUUCUGUCCGUUGACGUCUUACGGGUUCUCCGAAAUCUUGGAGCAGGAAAAGGAGUUUUGUUUGCGGGAUCUCGGAAAGUCGCAAAACACGGAUUUCUGGCCACCCGGGGGCCUAGAACUUACGCACGAAGACUAGCCGUCCGACGACCCGAGCCAGCACGGGGCUAGCCGCCCUGCGACCACGGCCCGCACAGGCGCUAGCCACCGGCGGCUAUGGCCAGCACGGGGACUAGCCGCCCAGCGGCCACGGCCAGCACGGAAGCUAGCCGCCCGGCGACCACGGCCAGCACGGGGGCUAGCCGCCCGGCGGCCACGGCCGCGACGGAGUCGGCUGCUCGGUUCCUUCGGCUUGUGCGUGUUUUUACGUUCUUUUUAGUUUUCCGUAGGUUUUUCCUCGGCUAGAAAACGUUUCUAGCUGUUGAUUUCGAGAUGAUUAAUCUCGAACUUAAUAUUUUUCCAAGGUUUCCCGAUUAACAGUUAGUCUCUCGAGGUUGCUCUAACAUUUCAUGUUUUUCCGAGACUUUCGGACAUCGAUUUCGUCUUGACCGAUUUUGACCCCAACAGUUAGCCCCCCAGCUAGCUAGUAGCCGUAGGGUUUGUAGGUCCUAGCUUGCGGUAUGGUUCGUGAGGAAAGUAUGGAGACGAAAUCGUGUCGAAGGUCGGGGUGAAUAGUCAAAUCCUUGCAUAUAAAGACUUGUGAAUUCUUUACCAUUCUUAUUUCACCCAAGAAUCUUAAGUUAAUCUCUCUCUUGCAAAUUCUCUCUCUACCUUUAAGAAAAGAAUGACUUCAAGAUCAAAAUCCUCGAGGAGGCAGUCUCACUCGUCUUCGGAUAGUUUCCAUGCCGAGGAGAAAGUUCCGAAACCCGAGGUUCCAAAGAUUGACAGGAGCGCGUAUUGCGACGCCGUCUUCGGUUCUGAUGCUCCCCUUCCCGUGAUCCCGAUUCCCCGGCGACCUCUGAGGGCGCGUAAGGAAACUGACUCGCCGAGCGAAGUAUCCCCUGAAUAUCUCGGAACUCUUCGAGAGUUUUAUGAGGUUCCGAAGGGAGUCAUGUUUCGCAUUCCUCGUGGGAAUGAGAGUUCGGAGCAUCCUCCGAAGGGUUACUUUACUUGCUACGAGGCGUUCCUGACGCAAUGCCGACUGUGGUUCCCAAUCUUUGGGGUCAUUGUUCAGGCUCUCGAUCGUUUCGGAAUCGUAAUCAGCCAGCUGAACGUGCCGGCUUUGGAAAGCUGGCUUGGCGUUGUGAUUUUGAGUUACGAGUUAGGGAUGGACCUUAGCCCUGCUGACUUCGAAGGGUUGUGGAACUCCAAGACGACGAGCAUCAAUGGAGUAUACUCCAUGAAGGCGAGGACUGAUUUUUCGGUAAUCCAUGGAGUCACCUCGCACGCCAAGGAUUACGUUGACCGUUUCUUUUUCGUGAGGAUAGAUGGAAAGUAUGUCAAGGAAGGCUUUCUCCACCUAUUCCUGACGGACUGGUUGUACCAACGAGAGAACAGGUGUCUCGCGCAUGUUCCUUCCGAUUUUUCGACCAAGAGAGACAUUUUUAGGACAAUGCCUUGUUCCUGGAACUCCUUUACUCUUGACCGGAUUCGAGGGGCGGUCACGCUUCACCGAUCGCAAGGCGGUACGCGGCCCUGUGUCAAUGAUGGAUCCUACGUUUUUGCCCCUUCAAGGCGGAGGCGGAGAUCUCGGAAGGAUAAAAGGAUUGCUUUCGAGGCCUCGUCGGGAAAUGGUGAGCUGCCGAGAUACGAUCCUGACUCCACUACAGAGAAUCAUGUUGUUCCUCCCCCGGGUGACUUCUUUGAUGAACUCCCUCCGGCGUUUUCCCGCGACGAGUCUUUGGACAACGAGGAGAGGGACAAGGUGACUGCGGAGGGUGCUCGCUUGGUCAACGAGGCCGUGAGAGUGUGGAACGCAUCGAUCGAUGGAAGUUUCCGUACUGCCCGGCUGGCCUGUUUCAAAGCGGAGGAAACGGAAAGGGAAUUCGCCAAGUAUCGGUUGGCGGUGGAGGAGCAAAAACGCCGGCAAGCCGAGGUCCAGGCUCGAGCCCUCGUUCGUGCGGAAAGGAGCGGGCGGAGAAGAGCUGCCGCCGAGCUGAAUCGAAGGACCGAAAUUUUCUCUACCGAAUUCGAAGCGUACAAAGAGGCUCAGGACUUUGUAGGCGAUUUUCGAGAGUGUCGUGGUUCGGUUGGUACUCUACACAAGAUGCAGCGUGAGGGUUUCUCUCUUUCCGGCGAACUUGCUGCGAUGGAUGGCUCGAUGAGAAUAUGCGCUAACGCUGAAUCCUUUGUUCCUCCGAUCGAAGGGAGAAUUCGAGAGUUGUGGAAUCCUAUCCAAGUCUCGGAAGAUACGGCGGAUGUAGGCGUGGGUUUGAAUGCAGGCGACAGGGGUGAAGAGGUCGACCAGCCCGACUCCUCGUUUGGAAUAUCUCUAACCGAUUGUUAUGCAUUCGAUUAUAAUUUGUGAUAGGCCAAGUGUGGCUGUUUGUAUGUAUGUGUUGUGACCCUUAGGAGGUCGCGUGACUUUGUGUUUCUCGGGAUUGGUCGUUGGUGGCUUUUGAAUCCCUGCUAUGAAUGCUUUUAUGAAUUCUGCGUUUUGAUUUAUACU